AGCAGCAGGGCGGGGAUCCCCUCUGAGCACCAGCCCUGCUUGGAAGAACGGGACGGCUCUGAACUUCGAACUAACUGAGAUAGCUGCAUAGCUGUGUUCAAACUUUCAGAGAAUCCUCUCUUCUUGUCUGGUGCAUCCUCCCAGGUUAGGCCUACUUGAUAAAAGCAAGGCGCCAGCACCAGUAUCUGUAUUUUUACUGCAACACAGGGMCCAGCUCGGCUGCUGCACGUCACUAUGACUGAGACCGAUGACCAACUGAUGACUGAGUGCAGUGCAACAGUCAUSAGACCAUUACCAGAAAACACUGAGCCCACAUCGGCCGUGGAAGAGYCAAGUGGAACAACCUUCCAUCGGUUCUGCAUUAAGUUUCUCUUUAGCCAUUGGCCAGGCUACCUGGCUCUUUUGGUCAUAGGGAUCGGCUGUGUUAUUCAUGGAAUUUACCAGCCUUGCGAGGAAAAUUAUCACCCGCAAAAGGUCGCGUCCCGCAUGAUGCUCUGCUACUUCUUUGGGGAGCUGGUAAUCAGAGUGGAGGCGCUGGGCUUCUCAGGAUACCUUUCAUACAACUGGCACAGAUUCGACAUCUUUGUUAUUUGUGUAGAGCUUGUAGACUUAAUUCUUGAACUUUGUGAGAUACACCUGUCACUCUCCUAUUCAGUUUCCCCAUUGCGACUGUURAGCAGAAUUGAAGGUAAUCUUGACRGCCUCUUGGACAUUUACCGCAGUCUGCACACUUUACYRCGUSGAUGCAAAGCAAUACUGGUCAGCAUUCCUAUACAGUACGRACGGAUGAAUAGAUGGAUUUUAUAUAAUAUUUUCCUGGAAUCCGUCAGAUUUCACAUUUAAAGUGAAAGAACUACAUUUAUAUGGGA
Poecilia reticulata (guppy) is the source of this 869-nucleotide messenger RNA. The record is from RefSeq and is a predicted model, not a curated record. NCBI's taxonomy places the organism in Eukaryota, Metazoa, Chordata, Actinopteri, Cyprinodontiformes, Poeciliidae.